Paramuricea clavata is the source of this 4919-nucleotide messenger RNA. Lineage: Eukaryota; Metazoa; Cnidaria; Anthozoa; Malacalcyonacea; Plexauridae. The record is from the annotation of a GenBank genome assembly.
CCAUUCAAUUGUUUAGGCCGGAUAUACCAUUCCUUCACGUCGUCGUCGAGCAGUGGGUGAAGUGUGUGAAACACCGGAGCCUGGUUCGGCGUAUUUCAGCAAUACCUCGACAAGCGGGAGAAUAAGUGGCCUUCAAAUGUUUACAAGUUAUACGAUCGUUCUCAGGUCAUACAACACGGCUGGCGAUAGUGAUCCCAGUCAGGCAAUUACUGUCAGGACUGCUGAAGGAGGUAGGACGUAAUUUGUUGUUGUCCGCAUUAUUAUUCAGUCACGUGUGAGAAGAGUGCUUCCAGUUUGAUUCAAACAGUGGUGUUUGAAUCAAACUGGAAGCACUCUUCUCACACGUCAGCUGUGGAGCUUUUCUCCGGGUAUUCCUGUAGUAAGACUGGAUCAAGAAGAGAUGUCUCUUACUGGACCUCUAGGGAGACCAGUUUAGAACUGAUAGAGCUAUCCAGUAUAAAUAGAGUUAGUUCAGUUUAGGUUUCUUCCUGUAAUAACCUAGCUUGGAUCAAUAAGAGAUGAUCCUUACUGGACCUCUAGAGAGAACAGUUUAGAACUGAUAGAGCUAUCCAGUAUAAAUAAAGUUAGUUUAGUUUAGGUUUCCUGCUGUAGUAACACUGGAUCAAUAAGAGAUGAUCCUUACUGGACCUCUAGAGAGAACAGUUUAGAACUGAUAGAGCUAUCCAGUAUAAAUGAAGUUAGUUUAGUUUAGGUUUCCUGCUGUAGUAACACUGGAUCAAUAAGAGAUGAUCCUUACUGGACCUCUAGAGAGAACAGUUUAGAACUGAUAGAGCUAUCCAGUGUAAAUAAAGUUAGUUUAUUUUAAAAUAAAGUUAGUUCGGUCUAGGUUUCCUCCUGUAGUGACAUUUGGUGGAUAGGGGGUAAAACUGUUACAAAACCUUUAGAGAAAACAUUUAGAACUGAUGGAGUUACCGAGUAUGAACAAAGUUAGUUUAGAAUAGUUCACUUAUUUGGACCAAUAUUGGUGGAGCUCGUACUUAUAGACCGAUCUAUACCACCCAACUUUUGUCUAUCAAGCACGCAACUCUCCUACGUUGUCGUAAGUUGUGUGUUUGAUUUACACAGUACAACUCAAGUUGUAAGCAGGUUGCAUGCGACAGUUCUAAGCAAAAGUUGUGUAGUGUAAAUUGGCUUAUUGAGGUCGCGGAAUAUUCAAUGGCAAUUCAAAUAACUUUGUGAUAUUUAUCUAGUGCCCGGACCCCCAGCUGUGUUUGCUUUUGAUGGCGUGUACGACAUAGAGGUCCAUGUGUACUGGGAAGCGCCGUGUCAGCCGAAUGGCGUGAUUAACAAGUACAUCUUGACAGUGAGCACUGGCAGCCGACAAGUGCAGAGGAAAGAACUAGACGACAAUACUCGAGAGCAUAAAGUCGUGGGACUCGCGCGAAUUACGACUUACAAGUUUAAACUUGUAGCAAGAACAUCUCGCGGAGAAGGCAUUUCUAAAGUACUGGAAACUAGAACUGCGCCUCCUGCAGGUAAAUAGUGUAAAAUAUUGCGCUUGCCAACGCCAGCCAAGUAUUAGUCAUACUCAUCCUCAAUACGUCAUGUUAUUUUAGUGAAGCCUCGCGCACCCAAGAUAAUGCGUGUGACGUCAGAGAAAAAUGCAGUGACACUCACGUGGAAAGAUCAAUUCCAUGGCAACACUCCUAUCACGAAAUAUGUGAUAGAGUAUCGAACUUCAACAGGUGAGAGUUUUCUGAAUUGUAUAGCCUGUAUAGCUGGAUUCAAUAAAACUUCUUACAUUUAUCGCAAUAGUCCCGCCAGAGUGCCUAUUGUUAUAUAAAUACUAUAAACUAUAUUACAAUUAUGUGUUUGUGCUUAAAAAACGCAUGUCUGAUAUUGUCUUUGUAGAGAAAAAUCCGUGGGUUUUAGGCUGGAAUUUGAAUCCUGGGGACACAACGAAGAACAGAACGGACAAUACUGUGUGGGUUGUUUUAAGGGAUCUGAAUGAGAAUACGGUGUACUGGUUCCGAAUGAAAGUUCAGAAUAAUGUUGGUUAUUCUGUCCCCAGCGAUAGUUCUCCGUCUGUCACCACUGGUACGUUUCAAUUACGAUAAUUUAUUGAAAAUGCUGACGUAAGGCUACAGGGCGACAGUAAAUCUAGGAGGUAUUGUUCAUAAACCAAAGCAUAUUGCAUUACAACUUACAUAACAUUGUGUUCAUCUUCUAUCAGGUACGGCUCUCCCUUCUGCUCGGUCGACUCCGAUAUAUGAAAAGAUAUGGUUCAUUUCAGUCAUGGCAGUCAUUGGAUUUCUUAUUCUAUUCUUGUGUGUCUGUAUAUGUUUGUUCUGUUGCAGGAGGAGAAGACGAAGUGAGUGUUAAAUUUCUGUCCAAAUUUGAGUCCAUGCCAAUAAUUGUUUCAUUUUGACCAAAACACCACGUUGAUUUAUUUAGCAAAAUUUUCAAUUGGAAGAAUUCUCACGUCCUUUUUCUGGCUAUCGAUGUUGUGUAUACGCAGAAUUCAACCUUUCUAAGACGUUGUUCUUCAUUCACUGUUUUGUAAUAUUCCUCUAAUAAUGUUUUCAUCCACUGUGCGUAAUUGUGUACGAGUUCUAUUUAUUGCCAUGCAAACCUACAAUGAACGUAUUAGUACAAACAGUUUCUAGAUUUUUAUACAACGUUUGUUUCAGGUAAAGAUCUGAGAUAUCCUGUUCCAGAAAUGGAGCUCCAUACAGGACUAAGACCAUACUCCAGUUAUGAAGAAACGUUGAGUAAUGGAGGAAGUAAAACACACAGAGAUGAAAAGUAUGUUGAACAUUAUGUUUACUGGGUAGCUCUAUCAGUUCUUAACUGUUCUCUCUAGAGGUCCAGUAAGGAUCAUCUCUUAUUGACCCAGUGUUACUACAGGAGGAAAUCUAAACUAAACUAACUUUAUUUAUACUGGAUAACUCUAUGAGUUAUAAACUGUUCUCCCUAGAGGUCCAGUAAGAAUCGUCUCUUAUUGAUCCAGUGUUACUACAGGAGGAAAUCUAAACUAAACUAACUUUAUUUAUACUGGAUAGUUCUAUCAGUUCUUAACUGUUCUUCCUAGAGGUCCAGUAAGAAUCAUCUCUUAUUGAUCCAGUGUUACUACAGGAGGAAAUCUAAACUAAACUAACUUUAUUUAUACUGGAUAGUUCUAUCAGUUCUUAACUGUUCUUCCUAGAGGUCCAGUAAGAAUCAUCUCUUAUUGAUCCAGUGUUACUACAGGAGGAAACCUAAACGAAACUAACUUUAUUUAUACUGGAUAGUUCUAUCAGUUCUUACUGGUCCAGCAUGACUACAGAAAAACCACUGUGUUAGCAGCACCAGAAAUUGAAAAUAAGUGUUUAAUGUUCAAACUCGCAAUAUUGUAAUCCAGAUGAUUAUUUCUCGUUCCAGGCCACUAGUUGACGACGUCGGGGAGGAAGAAAGCGAGCCAGAAGAAGAAGAGGAGGAGGCCGCAAGUAGCCUGGAAACUAAAUCAGAUCUUUCUCAAAGUGAUGAAAGUUCAGAUGACGUCUCAACGAAGAAACGCAAGAUGGAGGCAGCCUUACGAGAACAAGACAAAUACGCGCACACGAGAUCUUACUCGACGGAACAACUCUAUAAUUCCCCACCUCCCGCUUACGCCACCUUCGCCAACAGCCGAAACAAAGGUCGUUCAGAACCGCUUUUAGACCCCUACGCGGACUUUGAUGAUGGCGUGAGCAGCAAACCUUAUCAACUACCAUACCGCCCGCCAACAAGACGGUCAGGGUUCGAUUACGACGGCGAGAGUUCGGAGAGCUCCGACAUUGCGAACCGAAAGCGAGGCGACCCGAGAUCAAGUAGUUUCAGGCGUGCAUUAUUGCCUGGUGCUGGCGCUCCUGGUGGGCCAAGUCAACCCGAGCCUGAACGACCGUACGAACCAAAACGCAAGCCACAAGCGCGUAAAUACCGUAGCCUUGAGAAGGCUGUGAACGAGAAUGGUAAACCACCUAGUUACCAUGACGACGAUGACGAUGAUGACCUUGGAUCGGGAUCACGUCAGCCAAGUUUGCCGCCCGAGUAUCGUUCGGACAGCGGUCGUGAUAGCAGUGAUGCCGACCAUGAUCGUACGCCUCUUACCCAGGCUUCUUCGCGCUACAACCCGCAAGAUGGGGCAGAAUCACCUGCGCCUGAGUACGAUUCUGAUGACUCGUCGGAGAAACAUCGGCUUACCAACGGAAAGGCGACGCCACAGCCCGAGAUUUCGUCGUAUUCGUCUUUCGUCUAGACCACCCACUGUUCUCUGUUUGAGGAUAUGUCGCACUGGAUGGACGCGGAGGCAUUUUGAUACAGAUUUGAAACAAAGUUCGUGCGCAUAACCAUUUUCAUAGGAAGAAAACUCCUCGAGGAAUCCCAAUGUAUAUUCUGUAGAAAGUAGAUAGAUCGUUAGAGAGAUGUAAGAUUUUUUAUAGGGAUUAUAGAGUGUGUAUUAAGCCGCGCUUUAUAGACAUUCAGCUUUAUACAUUCGCCUUAGCUAUUUACCAUGCAAAACUGCGUCGUCAUAUAACUGCAGAGCCAUUGUGAAACUGUCUGUUUUGAUUGUAGAAGAUGGACAAAGAUGCACUUGUCCGUAAACCCUGUUGUUGCCGUGGCUUACUCUGGAUCACAUAAUGUUCACCCAUCUCCCGAAACCUAACAUUGAGGGGGAGGUAGGGGCAAUAACGGGCGCAGCAAAGAUUGCUGUGGGUAACAUAGCUUUAAGUUUAAAAUUAUUAAGAAUCUUUUUCGCCGCAGUAACUGUAUUUGAAUAUUUUGAGCUUUACAAUGUAUCUACAAUCAUUUGGCCUUCAUUUAAAAUGCAAUUUUUGUGCUAGAAAUUAAUGUAAAUCUGUGUGGACGAAGGACACUUUUUUAGAAAAUAUUUUUAAUAUGCAAAUAAAUGAGAAAUCUGCCAAAAUGUUGUUCGUGUG